AAAUAUGCCUCGAACCUAUCUCCCUUCUUCUGGAUCUGGGAAGAGUAGAACAAAUGUAGGAGGAGAUGGGUUAGGUUGGAGACCAAGUACUCAGAUUGAUGACUCUGACGAAGAAGAAGAACCUGUUCGGUUGAAAAAUAGAAGAAAGCGUCCACCUCUGCUGCCCUCAAGCCAGAUAGUAUCUCCAGUAUUCAACCCUGGAAUGGAAGAUGAUCCGUUCGAUCAGUUGUUCCAGAAUAUGAACACAGAGAAGAUCAAAGCGCCAGGACGGGAUCCUCUCUCCUUCUCUUCAGCAAACACUACAGCUCAAUCAAACCACUCAGAGAACGGAUUUGGUUUGUUCCAAUCUUUCUCAGAUGAACCAGUCCUGGUUCAAAAGAAGAAACCGACCCGGAGUUACAAAUCCGGUAAGACUAAAAAACAGGAACUAAAAGAGAAGACGGAGAAGGAAAACAGAAUUCUAACUCCACCGCAUUCUGCCACACUUCUCCGAGGUCUUAAGUUCUCCACAAAUAUUUCCUCUCUACAGAACCUAAAUAGUCCUUCCAUUAACACCCAAACAUCGGAUUCAGUAUUCUCUCCUCAAGUCAGCAAUAAAACAUCGCCAAAUAAUUUGGUUUUUCCAAGUGCUUCUAAAAGUAGUAUCCGAGCCAGAACCCCACAGACUAUAAGUUCUCCUGAUCUCUUCUUCCAGACUCCAGGACCACAAAAAACCAUUUUAUGUGUUACUUCUACUCCACUCGUGGGAUCUGUCGGGCCACAGGAUAUUUCGCUCAGUCCCUCCGACCCAAACCCAGAGAAAAGCAUUGAAAUUAUAUUUCUGGAAAGCCCUGAUACUAUCUCUGGAAAAAGCAAAACGUUGGACAAAGAUGAAGAUGCAAAGACUAAUAAAUCUUCUUCUGGUGAAGAUGUUUUUAUUUCUGUCUCCGAGUCCUCUCCGGGUAAGCUUGCAGUAGUCCCAGCUCCCAGAGCAAAGAUCUUAUCUUCUAACGAAAUUAUCUCUGCUACCCCAGACAAAAUGGUUACCAUGGAGAGAGGACGGAAAAAGUUUGCAGGACCUGCUCUAAGUAUGAUGGGACACUUCAAAUGGAAGGUUACAAUGAAAUCUGUAAAUAUGCUCUCAGAACUUAAUGAGAUGAGUCUAAAUUCAGAUACAGGUCCUGCGUCUUGUGAGAAAAAGAUAAUUCGUCCUUCCUCCUUCAAUAAAACAGAAUCUUCAAGAUUAGGUUUAAAAUCUGUGAGCACCAGAUCAACCCGAAAUCAAUUGGAGGAUCAAUCAGUUUCUAUCAGCAACUACUCACAGUCCUCUCAGACCGGGUCUAGAACAGGAAUGUCGACUAGGAGUCAAAACUCAAACUUUUCCGACACUAAAUCUAAACAAGAAGUUUCUGAAAACUUAAAUCCAGUUAAAGAUCAAUCAAAUGAAGACGUUUUUGAUGGAAGUAACCAUUCUCAGUCCUCUCAGACAGAAUGUAGAACAGGAGUUUCGACUAGAAGUCGAAACUCAAACUUUUCCGACACGAAAUCUAAACAAGAAGUUUCUGAAAACAGAAAUCCAGUUGAAGAUCAAUCAACUGAAGAUGUUUUUGAUGGAGGUAACCAUUCUCAGUCCUCUGAGACAGAAUGUAGAACAGGAGUUUCGACCAGGAGUCAAAACUCUAACUUUUCAGACACAAAAUCUCAACAAGAAGUUUCCAAAUCGGGCUCAAAUAUCUUAAUGACUAGAUCCGGAAGUAAAUUUUCUCUGGCAUCCUCUGAUACAUCAGUCGGGUUUGAAAAUUCUCAGCAGGUCGAACCUGAGCAGAGCUUUGAUUACAGGGAUGCAAUGGGGUGCGUGUGUGGAGAAGAUGAGAGAGGAGAUAAAACCCUAAUUAUGUGCGAUAGAUGUGGAUUAUAUUUACAUGCUGAUUGUGUAGGAUUUACUGAAGAAGAUCUUGACGAGAUUGAGAGAUUAAAUCCUGAAUGGUUGUGUCCGUAUUGUGUAGAGGAGUGUAAAAUCUCAGACAUGUCUUACAGCUUCUUGGAGAACCACGCUUCUAAACUUAAUCUAGAAACUGAAGACUGGCAUACAUCUAUCCAUACAGAUCCAGGAAGCAAUGCUACUCCAGAACGAUCCUCUGAGAAAGAAACUAUCUCUGUCGAAGACGUUGAACCCGAGGUUAAACAGGAACCGCAGGGAGAAUUUACCUUUCAAAAGGAUAGUUUUAACACCCAGGAAAGAAGUAUUCUAUCCAACCCUACAUACCAUUUAUCUGAUACGGAGGAGUUUGUUGUAAAACCUGGAAAGAAUUGGCGACGAUCUCUGUCAACCAACAUAUCACGAGGAUUAAAUCUAUCUCAGUCUAGACGUACAACCAUGACUUCUUUUAAUUAUUCUGCGCUUCAUACUAAUCUUGAACCUACUAAAACAGACUUCACUAUCCCAGCAAUUCCAACAGGGGGAAGGAAAUCUAAGCGGUCUACUAGUAGAUCAACCAUACUUCAGAUUCGUAAAUCCACAGCACCGCAAACCUUAUUAGAGGAAGAUGAGGACGAGGAUACUGGAGAAACUAUGUCGGACUAUAAUACAAUACUUUCAUCUAGAAAGGUUCGAUCUAGUUUUUAUAUUGUUCAUGACGAAUCCAAGGAUAAAGAUAAGUCAGAGCUACCCGACAGCUCAGUUCUCCUUAAACCUGACCUAACGGAUAUAGAGAAGCUGUUGAGCAAGUGUUCAAAGAUAAACGUUGUUGAGUUUGGAGAUGUAUACGGUGAAGAUUGUAUGGCAGCUUCCAAGAAGGUUGGAGAAGGAGCUUUUGGUGAAGUUUAUCUAAUCGGAGCCAGCUCCGGUGAGAAUCCUGUUCUCAAGGUUGUUCCUAUCGGUGGAACUGUGAAGGUGAAUGACGAGGAGCAAACCAGUUUAUCGGAUAUGAUGUCAGAGGUUGUAAUUUCAACUUCUUUAUCCAAUCUUCGUUUCGGCAAACUAAACAAAACUUCAGGUUUUGUUGAGGUUCGGAACUGUAUUGUAUUUAAGGGUGAGUAUCCACCAAAGUUGCUCCAACUAUGGGAUGAUUUUGACGCAGAGAAAACCUCGGAGAACAUCCGUCCUGACUACCUACCUGUAGAUCAGCUAUACGUGAGCCUGGAGUUUAACAACGGAGGACGUGACCUGGAGAAAUAUGAGUUCAAAAACGCGACACAAGCUCUCUCCGCAUGGGUUCAAGUUGUUCACACAUUGGCAGUAGCAGAGGAGGCGCUCAACUUCGAGCACAGAGAUCUUCAUUGGGGGAAUAUUCUUAUUAAAGAAAGUGGAAACAAAACUGUGACAUUUUUUCUGGAUGGUGAUCAGUAUACGGUGGAAACAGGAGGAGUGGAAACUACGAUUAUAGACUUCUCUCUCUCUAGGCUCACCAGCGAGGAAGAUAAAUGUACAAUUUUUAACAAUUUGGCAACGGAUCCAACUCUUUUCUCCGCCAUAGGUCAGGACCGAGGCGGGGAUUAUCAGUUUGAUAUCUACCGGAAGAUGAGAACGGAGAACAGAAAUAACUGGGAAGAAUUUAAUCCAAAAACAAAUAUAUUCUGGCUCCAUUAUAUCCUGGAGAAGAUGAUAACUGAAGUCUAUUACAAGGGUAAAAAGAACUCUAAACCUCAUAAGAGUGGUUUAGCUCGUCUCAGGAUCAUGAAACAAAACCUUCUCGAGUUCUCUUCAGCUAGAGAUUGGGUUAGGAGAGAAGGAACGAGAGAAGCAUAGAAACCUGGAGAUUUUUUUAAUAUAACAGUCAUCGUUUGUUUUUAUGAAAAUGCAGGGGUAUAUAUUUUCUUAAAUAAUCGUUCCUCUUCCAUCUUGGAAAUAAUUUUCCCCCAAAAAAAGUAAUGUUUAACGAGUAACUUAAUAAAAAUUCUGAUUAUAAGUUUUUUUGAUGCAAUAUUAACUCCAAUUACAUAGAGAAUCAAAAAUGAUUUAUAAAUCCAAAUUUAAUAAAUAAUAUGUUUUCCGGAAAAUCUCCGCAUGUACUCUAUUAAAAGUAAAGCACACACCGUAGAAUUAUCAAACAGUGAAUAUAUAUCUCUAGCAUGGUCACCUAAUCAACUUCUAAUCAACUUGUAUGUAUUAUUUGUCAAACUAUAACGUUCCAUUGUACCAUUUAAAUAUGUAAUUUAUGAACAGAAAUUAUAUUUUAAUAUUAUUCUUCCA
Messenger RNA from Eurytemora carolleeae, 4171 nucleotides. RefSeq lists its product as uncharacterized. Gene Ontology annotation, biological process: protein phosphorylation; mitotic cell cycle; intracellular signal transduction. Gene Ontology annotation, molecular function: ATP binding; histone H3T3 kinase activity. NCBI's taxonomy places the organism in Eukaryota, Metazoa, Arthropoda, Copepoda, Calanoida, Temoridae. Bases 5 to 3727 code for a protein of 1240 amino acids. The record is from RefSeq and is a predicted model, not a curated record. The transcript has 6 exons. Gene Ontology annotation, cellular component: nucleus; cytoplasm.